Messenger RNA from Paraglomus occultum, 1209 nucleotides. The record is from the annotation of a GenBank genome assembly. NCBI's taxonomy places the organism in Eukaryota, Fungi, Glomeromycota, Glomeromycetes, Paraglomerales, Paraglomeraceae.
AUGACCGAAGUGAUUGAUGCGAAUGAGUAUCUCAUCGAAUUCCUCGCGUCAAUUGAUAACCUUCCAUCCGAAAUCAAACAUCAUUCAUUCGAAUUAAAGUCGAAAGAAGACGAAAUCAAAGAACUUCUUCGAAACAUUUCUGCUCGAGAACGACGAUUGUUUGCUCUUCUCGAUGGUAUACCUCUGGACUCAUUGUCUUCAUCGUCGUCAUCAGAAAAUGAGUAUUCAUCGGAUAGUGAAUAUCGUAGACCAAGGAAGCGUCGAAUGCUCUUUGCCGAUGAAAAUGAGGAAGAGCUGGUUAGAAAGAUUAAAGCUGAUUAUUCAAGAGCAGAAAAAUUGCAAGAUGAAAAGGUGACGAUUGCAGAAAAGAUGGUUGGACUGGUAGAAAGACAUGUUAAUAGAAUGGAUGAGGACUUUGAGGUGCUAUUCCCACAAUAUCAUUUGAAAGAUUCUGUAAUUGCACCGGAAGAGAACCUUGAGACUGACCUCGGAAUUAGUAUGUUUGAUCCGUUGCAAGAACUGCCUACCGAGACAGAAGAAAGUCAUUUCGCACCUCAGUCAUCGACAGCACAACAUCAAUUACGUCAAAACCGUGGUGGCAGACGACGUGCUGCUCUCGAGUCACGUCGACGCAACCCUCGCAUUCCGUUGGUACGUUAUUCAUCUUCAGUUACCUCUGCAUCAACGACACCUGCACCUGGUCGUAUUGACCUGCGGACAAGUUCUCCGGUGAUAGAAGAGAAUCUAACAUCAGAUGACGCUGCGUCUAAAAAUGGUAUAGUUCAGCCCGAUGGUCAGGUCGAUCCGAAUGAACCCAAGUACUGUUACUGCGACAGAGUAAGCUUUGGCGAGAUGAUAGCAUGCGACGGAGAGAAUUGUCCGUAUGAGUGGUUUCAUUUGAGUUGUCUAGGAUUAACUGGAGUGCCGAAAGGCCGUUGGUAUUGUGAAGUCUGCGAUGAAUCAGGUACAGGAAAUGCACCACGGAAGAGGAAGAGAGGACGACCUAUUGGGUCUACUAACAAAUCACAGACGAAUUUAGAAGUCCCUAAUCAAGAUUCAUCAUCAAUCUCGCACAACAGAUCACCCAACGACGCAAUGACGCACUCGGCGACAAAGAAAUUAUCUCGGUCGUCAUCAAGGACUUCGACGCCAAGCGAAUCGCAAUCUGAAAGCGUAUCCGAUGAAAGUGAUAGAUCCGGUGAAUUAUAG